GCCUCCACAAACGUCUCCCGGCCCUUCUUUCCUCGGAAUCCCGCGGUGCCCAAAUAAACAGUCGUUCUCCAAUGCCUUCCGCCCCCUUUCUCCAAUCCUCUCUGCCAUGUCCGGUGUAAGGCAGAGAGCGAGAGAGAGGAAGAAGCUGUAAAUAAAGGAGAGAGAGGAAAAAAGGCUUUCCUCCUCAAAAAGGAAAAUAAACAGCUACUUCGUCGACCAUGUCGUCGGCGUUCGGCGACUUCGGCCCGCUCACGGAGCGCCGCAAAGCCGAGAAGGCGCGGCAGACCCGCAAACGCCUUAUGAUCGCGGGCGGGGUGAUCGCCGUCAUACUCAUUGUCUGUGGCAUCGCCGUCAUGUACAACAAUAAAAAGGACGAGAAAGGCGGAGGGUCGGGCAGCAAGAAGGGCUCGUCCUCGUCCAAGGGCAAGUCCGGCGGCGGCGACGACUCCGACGCUGAUUCCGACGGAGGAUCUGGCUCGCCGGCGGACCUAAAAGCCGUGUCGAAGACCAUCGCGUUUGUGUGCAAGCAGACGGACUUCCAGGACGUGUGCCAGGAUAGCCUGACAAAGUGCGUGAACGCGAGCGCCUCGUCGCCCUUGGACGUGGUGCGCUCUGCCGUGCAGGUGAUAGGCGAAGCCAUCUCCCAGGCGUUCGACCGCGCCGACCUGAUCAUGAGCAACGACCCCCUGGUGAAGAACGCCGUGGCCGACUGCAAGGAGUUCUUUGUGUGGGCCAAGGACGAGCUCAACCACACGCUCAGUGGCAUGGACAGCAAGGACAGCCUCACCAAGCAGGGGUACCAGCUGCGCAUCUGGCUCAGCGCCGUGGUCGCGCACCAGGAGACGUGCAUCGACGGCUUCCCCGACGGGGAGUUCAAGGACAAGGUGAAGGAAUCCUUCGUCAAGGGGAAGGAGCUCACCAGCAACGCCAUGGCGCUCAUCGAGAAGGCCUCCACCUUCCUCGCCGGCUUCAAGCUCCCCAAGCGCCGCCUUCUCGAAGCUGAGGAGGAGCCACGGCGUGCCGAGCCGGUGCUCGGGGAGGAUGGUAUCCCGGAGUGGGUUCCCGAGAGCGAACGGAGGGUUCUCAAGGGCGGCGGGUUCAAGGCCGACAUCAAGCCCACCGUGACGGUGGCCAAGGACGGCAGCGGCAAGUUCAAGACCAUCAACGAGGCUCUCACUGCCAUGCCAAAGACCUACGAUGGAAGAUAUAUCAUCUACGUCAAGGAAGGCGUGUACGAGGAGUAUGUUACAAUCACAAGACAGAUGCCGAACGUGACCAUGACCGGGGACGGUUCCAAGAAGACCAUCGUCACCGGUAAAAAGAACUUCAUCGACGGCAUCACCACCUUCAAGACCGCAACUUUCUCCGCGCUAGGCGACGGGUUCAUGGCGAUCGGGAUAGGGUUCGUGAACACGGCGGGCGCGGAGAAGCACCAGGCGGUGGCGCUGCUGGUCACGUCCGACAAGUCCAUCUUCCUCAACUGCAAGAUGGACGCGUUCCAGGAUACGCUCUACGCGCACUCCAAGGCCCAGUUCUACCGCAACUGCAUCAUCUCCGGCACCGUCGACUUCAUCUUCGGCGACGCGGCGGCCGUGUUCCAGAACUGCAUCAUCACGCUCCGUCGCCCGAUGGACAACCAGCAGAACAUCGUCACCGCGCAGGGCCGCGCCAUCGGACGGGAGGCCACGGGGUUCGUGCUCCAGAAGUGUGAGUUCAACGGUGAGACCGCGCUCACGGCGCCGGGGAAACCACCCAUUAAGAACUACCUCGGCCGGCCAUGGCGCGAGUUCUCGCGCACCAUCAUCAUGGAGUCCGAGAUCCCAGCCAUCAUCGACAAGGCCGGGUACAUGCCGUGGCAGGGCGACUUCGCUCUCAAGACGCUCUUCUAUGCCGAGUAUGGCAACAAGGGCCCCGGAGCCGACACGGCAGGACGCGUCAACUGGCCGGGGUACAAGAAGACGAUAAGCAAGCAGGAUGCGACGCAGUUCACCUUGGAGAACUUCCUCCACGCGCAGCCGUGGAUUGACCCAACCGGCACGCCGGCCAAGUACGACUUCUUCGGAUGAAGGGACUGCAAGCACAUGCCUUCGUGAUGGGGCGAUCGAGGAGGCCAUAGGGGAUUGGAGGAAGGGGUGCGGGGUACAAUCUUGGUGGAAUUGGAUUAUUGCCAUGCAUGUAUGCGCGCUUGUUUUUGAGAGGUGUUUAAAUCCGGCGAUGCACGCGCGCAUGUGUGUCUAGUUUUACUUUGUGUUUGUAUACUGGCUCAUAUACGUGUUUCUUGUACUUGUACAUGUAUUUCAUUUUUUUUACGA
Molecule: messenger RNA, 2312 nt
Organism: Lolium perenne
Lineage: Eukaryota; Viridiplantae; Streptophyta; Magnoliopsida; Poales; Poaceae
Product: pectinesterase/pectinesterase inhibitor
Biological process (GO): cell wall modification
Molecular function (GO): enzyme inhibitor activity; pectinesterase activity
Source: RefSeq, a predicted model, not a curated record